UCCAACCAACUAACAUGAUUAAAAAUAUUUUCUUUUGUCCGUAUAGAGUUAUCGAACUUGAACAAAGAAAAUAGACAUAGCCACAAAAUAUAUAUAUCGUAAUGGGAGCUGAUAGCAUUUUAAAACAUCCAUACUUUCCUAGAGACUUAUCUAUUCCACAUUACAAACCGAACAAGGUCAGUAUCCAGGAAUUACUGGGUAUAUUUUUCUCUUUAGUUUUGAUCGUGUUUAUCAUAACAUGGAUUUAUUCAACAAAGAAGAAAUUUAGUGUUGGAUACAGACUGUUGCUAUGCUGGUUCACAAUAUGUGGAUUCAUCCACACAAUUCUGGAGGGAUAUUUUGCUUUUAACAAUUCAACUUUAGCAGGCGGAUCCUCGUAUUUAGCAGAAAUGUGUAAGGUCUGUGGCAAAGGUGAUAGUCGUUAUAUAACUUCUGACACGUUCACUGUAUGCAUGGAAGGCAUAACCGCAGUUAUUGAUGGUCCUUUGUGUUUCCUGACCGUUGCAGCGUAUUUAACCAACAGUCCGUACCGAUACGUGUUACAACUGAUUGUUUCCCUUUGCCAGCUAUACGGAGACACCUUGUAUUUAUUAACAGAAGUCAAAGAUAAUUUCAUCCACAGUGAAUUGUACCAUCCGCUACAUUUUUGGUUUUAUUUUCUAUUUUUGAAUUCUUUUUGGAUAAUAGUACCACUAAUUAUGAUUUGUCACGCCGUUUCGAAGAUAAUAACCUCACAAUGUACAUCCGAUUCUAGACAUAAUAAUAGGAAUCAGAAGAAAAGUAGAUAGUUUUUAGUUUUGUUCCCAUUGUAAACCCAAGGAGAUUUGUAUUAAUGAACAGUAUAUAACUUCUCUUUUCUUAUCUUUCUUCAAGAUUAAGCUUUAGAGUCUGCAUCUUAUUUGUUUUUUUCAUAAACAUAAAGCAUAAUAAAUGUGAACAAACUUUA
Mytilus trossulus (common blue mussel) is the source of this 946-nucleotide messenger RNA. RefSeq names its product 3-beta-hydroxysteroid-Delta(8),Delta(7)-isomerase-like. Gene Ontology annotation, cellular component: endoplasmic reticulum; membrane. Gene Ontology annotation, molecular function: steroid Delta-isomerase activity; C-8 sterol isomerase activity; cholestenol delta-isomerase activity. Lineage: Eukaryota; Metazoa; Mollusca; Bivalvia; Mytilida; Mytilidae. The transcript has 3 exons. The coding region runs from base 102 to 788 and encodes 228 amino acids. Gene Ontology annotation, biological process: cholesterol biosynthetic process. The record is from RefSeq and is a predicted model, not a curated record.